Molecule: messenger RNA, 989 nt
Organism: Salvia miltiorrhiza (redroot sage)
Lineage: Eukaryota; Viridiplantae; Streptophyta; Magnoliopsida; Lamiales; Lamiaceae
Exons: 2
Coding region: 11-928 (305 amino acids)
Source: RefSeq, a predicted model, not a curated record
UGAGUUAGAUAUGUCCAAAUCCUUUCCUACUACCCUCUUAAUUGAUAACGAUACUUUUUCGUUCUAUGUUGAAUUCACGUAUGAGAAUUUACCUUUCUAUUGCUCAAAAUGUAAACUUACAGGACAUCCCACCGAAAAGUGUCGGAAAAUUUCGGUUAAGAAGGUUGUGGAAGAGGAUGUUCAAGAUAGAAGUCAACAGCCUUUGGUUAAAAAUGGGAAACAGUGGCAACCUAUCUCUGGUGAUGCAAGAGAUGAGAGAGAACAUGAGCAGGAGACAGCAAAGGGAGAUAGGCCGGUUGAGGUGGGUUCGAGACGCGAAGACAUACAGGUUUCCCCAGCUCGUUUGGACCCGGGAUGUUACUCACUUCAGAAAAAUGAUCACCAGAAACAGUUAGGCUUGCCGGUUUCGGCGUCGAACAACAAUUUUGCCCUGUUGGAUAACGAAGGCACUGAAUUGCUUGAAGAACCGGAGCAGCAGCGGCGGCCAGUCAACAUUUCUGCGAUCCAUGAUGGCCAUAUCUCGGAGGAGGUUUCGGAUGAGGAUGAAGAAGUGAACUAUGACAGCAGUGGGAAGUACGUUUCCACAACGGAUGAUAUUGCUGUUAAUAAUGCCUUGAAAGCUCAAAGACUUGAGCAGAUUUUGGCGAUAGCUAAAGCGCCCAUGCCAGAAACAGUUCCUCCUGCUAAGCGACGAGGAAGACCAUCCAAACAGGAGCAAGCUGCUAGGGCAGCGGAGAACACAGCCAACAGGCCAGCGGACACAACCAUUAAAAGUAGACUUCGUAACACGGGUGAUACGUCGCGUACUUUUGUGAUUGAUAAAAGUAAUAGAGACAGCGCUCUAGCCAUGGAGAGCGUCGCCAAAGAGAGCUGGGCGGAAGAGGUUGAAAGAAGCGGAGUUGCCUCCGCUAACAUAAAUCAAUUUUGAUGAAUAUUAUUGCAUGGAAUGUCCGUGGUUUGACGGAUGAAUCCAAACGUCUGCUGAAGGA